AUAUUGUCGUGACGUUUAUCCACCACCAUCAGCUGCUUUGCCCCUGCAGCUUAAAACAGCAGUGAUUUUUCCACCUUGAGAUAUCCACUUUGAUUCCAUCCACAUCUCUUUUUGUUGCUCCUGUCUCUGAUUCUCUGUAUCUGUUCCCGUCCCGCUUGGUUCUUGUCCCUAACAUGCAGAAAAGAAAGAAGCCAGAACCGAUCCAGCUGAACCCGAUUCCAGAUGGAAACACUAUCAACGGAACAGGAGCCUCAGAAACAAACUUGGAGGCUUUGCAGAAAAAGCUGGAGGAGCUUGAGUUGGACGAGCAGCAACGGAAACGCUUGGAGGCCUUCCUGACACAGAAGCAGAAAGUGGGAGAGCUGAAGGAUGAUGACUUUGAGAAGAUCUGCGAGCUCGGCGCAGGCAACGGAGGCGUUGUUUUUAAGGUCUCACAUCGACCAUCCGGUCUGAUUAUGGCCAGGAAGCUGAUCCACCUGGAGAUUAAGCCAGCCAUCAGGAACCAGAUUAUCCGGGAGCUGCAGGUGCUACAUGAGUGUAACUCUCCGUACAUAGUGGGCUUCUAUGGUGCGUUUUACAGCGAUGGAGAAAUCAGCAUCUGCAUGGAGCACAUGGAUGGUGGCUCUCUAGACCAGUCACUGAAGAAAGCAGGCAAAAUCCCAGAGGAGAUUCUUGGCAAAGUCAGCAUUGCUGUCAUCAAAGGUCUUUCCUACCUGCGUGAGAAGCACAAGAUCAUGCAUAGAGAUGUCAAGCCUUCUAACAUCCUGGUGAAUUCCCGUGGUGAGAUCAAGCUGUGUGACUUUGGAGUGAGCGGACAGCUCAUAGACUCCAUGGCCAACUCCUUUGUGGGAACUCGUUCUUACAUGUCGCCAGAGCGUCUGCAGGGAACACAUUACUCUGUUCAGUCAGACAUCUGGAGUAUGGGUCUGUCUUUGGUGGAAAUGGCCAUCGGACGCUUCCCUAUCCCUCCACCUGAUUCCAAGGAACUGGAGCAGAUCUUUGGAUUUCCAGUGGAAGGGGAGGCAGCCUCCAGCAGUCCCCGAAAACCGUGCCCCCCUGGACGUACGGGCAGCUCGUAUGGACCAAACAGCAGACCACCAAUGGCUAUAUUUGAGCUACUCGAUUACAUAGUUAAUGAGCCCCCACCAAAGCUCCCUGCAAUAUUUAGCGCUGAAUUCCAGGAGUUUGUGAAUAAAUGCCUGAUUAAGAAUCCUGCAGAGAGAGCAGACUUAAAGCAGCUGAUGGUGCAUCCUUUUAUCAAACAAUCCGAGGCAGAAGAGGUGGACUUUGCUGGCUGGCUCUGCAGCACCAUUGGACUCAGUCAGCCUGCGACACCCACCCAUGGCACCAGCAUGUGAGACUGUCGACUGCAAAGCCAUAACCAGACCAAUCAAAAAGACGUUUUGGUUGCUUUUUAUUAUUGCUAAGUGUUUCCAAAGUGGGCAGUGUGUUAAUCUUACAGGUGCAUCUCAAUAAAUUCAGAAAUUAUGAAAAGUUAAUUUCCAUUAUUUAAGUCAUGAAGUGAAACUCAGACUCAUUACACAGAGGAACGUGUUUAAACACUUUUCUGAUGUUUAUGGAUUACAGCUGAUAAAAACCCAAUAUGUUUAUCAAAAAACUGAAUGUAAGACAAGAGCAUGUCUAUGCACCAUUCAGUAUGCACUCAACACUUGAAGAGCUUUUUGUGCAGAUUACAUGGCUCUAAAGAGGUGUUUAAGGAAUACAGGUUGCUUUAAUAGCGACUUUCAGAUCAUUUGCAUCGCUUGGUUUGAUGUCUCUCAAUGCUCUAGUUCUGGUUAGUUUGCUGAGCAGUCAAACACAGUGAGACCAUGGUCAUUAAAGCAGAAAUUAGUCCUGCAGAUAUUUUAAGAAGCUCAUCAGCAGAAGGAAUCAUGAAGUUGUUCUGAAAUGUUCCUGGUUGACGGCUGAGAUGACCUUGGACCUGUAGACCUGUAGAGCUCCAGUAGAGCAGCUGCUUUCUGUUCCAAUGCAAG
Xiphophorus hellerii (green swordtail) is the source of this 1994-nucleotide messenger RNA. It is a transcript of the gene map2k1, whose product is annotated as mitogen-activated protein kinase kinase 1. Gene Ontology annotation, biological process: protein phosphorylation. Gene Ontology annotation, molecular function: ATP binding; protein kinase activity. The record is from RefSeq and is a predicted model, not a curated record. NCBI's taxonomy places the organism in Eukaryota, Metazoa, Chordata, Actinopteri, Cyprinodontiformes, Poeciliidae.